Physella acuta is the source of this 800-nucleotide messenger RNA. Its product is annotated as MFS-type transporter SLC18B1-like. Gene Ontology annotation, biological process: transmembrane transport. The record is from RefSeq and is a predicted model, not a curated record. NCBI's taxonomy places the organism in Eukaryota, Metazoa, Mollusca, Gastropoda, Physidae. Gene Ontology annotation, molecular function: transmembrane transporter activity.
ACAAAAAGAUAAUAAUUUUCAACACAGAGGAUAUAGAUACAGUGGUACUUUAAAUCUUAUCUUAGUUUGUUAGCAACAUUUCAAGGACUAUGUCAGUUUCUACGUGUGAUAAUGAUAAACAAUUGGAGCAGACAACCCAACUCACUAAUGGACAAACAAUCCUGGGAGGGAAUGAAGAGGAGAAGGAAGAAAAAAAGUUGAAUUUUCUAAAGAUGUCAGGAAACAACAAGAGAUUGUUUAUUAUGUUAGCUUUGUCGGUUUUUUCGUGUGGGUCAGGGUAUUCCUUGUUGGCACCGUUUUAUCCAUUGGAGGCUGAGAAGAAAGGCGUGUCACAGACCAUCAUAGGACUUGUGUUCUCUGUGUUCUCUAUUGUUAGUUUCUGCGCCAGUCCUAUCAUAGGUGGCAUGUUGACAAUUUUAGGUGCUAAGUUUGUGUGUGUGGCGGGGCUUGGUUUGGCUGGUUGCAGCUCUCUGUUAUUCGGGGUGCUGGACAAAUGCCCGUCUGGCACUCCCUUCAUCGUCCUCUCCUUCAUUGUUCGCGUGGUCGAGGCUCUGGGUGCCCUAGGGGUCGUCAUAUCCAGCAGCUCUAUAGCGUCAUGCCAGUUUCCUGAUAACGUCAGCACUGUUGUGGCCAUAUUGGCCGCAUUUUACUGCAUUGGACUGAUGAUUGGUCCAACCAUCGGAGGUCUGCUCUAUGAGCUUGGAGGUUUUGGCUUACCCUUCUGGGCCGUUGGUGCCGCUAUUUUAUUGGCGGGGGUCAUCAUAUUUAUCACACUACCUCCACAACAUGGUAAGUACUGA